AUUUCAAAGAUUUGAAAUCCAUUUUUUCUCACCUGUAUACCUUGAAGUCGAAAUGAUCAAUUGAAAGAUUUUUGGCAUCAAAAGUGUUUCUUCCAGUGAAAAUUUGAGAUGUAUAAAUUUUUUCCUUAUUUAAAAGCUAGGAAUAAAGCUUGAGUGGUUAGCGGUACUCCAUCUCAAGUAGGACUCCAAUAGCUUAACUACCUAAGAACAAUGUUGAUUUAUUGGUUGAGAUUAAAUUCAAUUUUGGGUUGCAAAAAUGUUGAAGCUUUGCAAACUGUGUCCUGAGAGUAAAUUCAAUUUUGGGUUGGAAAAAUGUUAAAGCUUUGAAAAGUGUGUCCUGAGAUUAAAUUCAAUUUUGGGUUGCAAAAAAAAAAUAGAAAUGUUGAGGCAUUUGAGAAUGAAUAUAUCUUCCUCCCAAUCUUUCUCUCUCUACGUGCAAGUGCAAGCCCAAGCUAUGACAGUAACCAGGCGAUGUAGCAGCCGGCUUGCAAAUGCAGGUAUAAGCUCAUUUCUUAGCUUUAUAACGCAUUGCAGACUGCAAGGCUUCCGAAGAGUCCAAUGGGUCUAAAAAUGGAGUUUAUGUUAGGAAGAAGAGGCUCAAAUCAACCACAGAAAUUACCCCGAACUCCAAAACAGAACAGGGCUAUCUCGAUCAUCAUGAAAAUAUUUGGGACAAUUUGUUUUAUGUGGAUGGAGAUGUUGAGUCUCAUAACACAAGAUUCAUCAUUGCUUUUGGUUGGAAGGAAAGGUUUUAGCAUUCUUUAGGGAUCCCUCUGUGAGUCUACUUCCAGCCAUUAGCCACUGUUUCUGGACUGAUGGCCAAGAACCAUGGCAGUUUGCCUGAUAUUGAAGACUUCAGUUACGGAAAAAUUGAGGCCACCUUUGGUCAAAAAAGAGGAAAGCUUGAGGCCUCUGACCAUUUGAGUUCAGCUGGCAAGAAAAAACAUACCUUGACUUUGCAAAGAAUGGGAGCAGAGAGCAUUGUUUCCAUCAAGCCAAAAGAUAUUUGUAAAACAGUGGAACCACCAGUUAAUUGGGAAGAAGUACUCAAAGGUAUCCGUGAUAUGAGAGUUGCAAAAGAGGCUCCUGUAGACUCUGUAGGAUGUGGAAGAGCUGGCAGCUUUCUGCCACCUAAGGAGAGGAGGUUUUCUGUCCUGGUGGGAUCACUUCUGUCAAGCCAAACCAAGGAUCAUGUUAAUCAUGGAGCAGUUCAGAGGCUCCAUCAAAAUGGGCUAUUGAGUGCUGAAAGUAUUUCCAAUGCAGAUGAAGCAAGCAUAAGGAGCUUGAUCUACCCAGUUGGGUUUUACAUGAGAAAGGCUGGAUACCUAAAGAAAGUUGCAGAUAUUUGCCUCAAGAAAUAUGGAGGAGACAUUCCAUCCACUUUGGAUGAGUUACUCGCGCUCCCUGGUAUAGGUCCUAAAAUGGCUCACUUGAUUUUGCAUCUUGGGUGGAAUGAUGUCCAAGGCAUAUGUGUGGACACCCAUGUGCACCGUAUUUGUAAUCGUCUAGGUUGGGUAUCAAAGCCGGGCACAAAACAGAAAACAUCAUCUCCAGAGGAAACGAGAGUCUUGCUAGAAUCAUGGCUUCCAAAGGAGGAAUGGGUUGAAAUCAACCCGCUUCUGGUUGGGUUUGGACAAACAUGUUGUACACCUCUUAGACCUCAUUGUGGGGAAUGCCUUGUAAAUAAUUUGUGCCCAUCAGCUUUUAAGGAAGCAGCAAGCCCAGUCUCAAAGAAAAAAAACUAAGCCAAAUCUGAUGAUGCUAAUGCUAUUACAUGCAUUUCAAACUAAAGACUUCCCCUUUCCCAUGGUAUGGCUUUAUUUUUGUAUAUUCAUUCUCAUCUUAUCAGAAAUUUUUGGGCUGUCAAGUAAAGCCUCAUUUUUGAUACAUUUUAAGCACUCUUUUAUGGCUUGGUUCUAUUUAACUUUUGUAUAUUGUAUACUGAAAAGCCUCUUUGUAGGUAUUUAAUUAUGUAAAAAAAUUUGAGAGACCUCUUGUUAAA
Molecule: messenger RNA, 2002 nt
Organism: Amborella trichopoda
Lineage: Eukaryota; Viridiplantae; Streptophyta; Magnoliopsida; Amborellales; Amborellaceae
Gene: ATNTH1
Product: DNA glycosylase superfamily protein
Biological process (GO): base-excision repair, AP site formation; nucleotide-excision repair; base-excision repair
Cellular component (GO): chloroplast nucleoid; nucleus
Molecular function (GO): oxidized pyrimidine nucleobase lesion DNA N-glycosylase activity; DNA binding; DNA-(apurinic or apyrimidinic site) endonuclease activity
Source: RefSeq, a predicted model, not a curated record